Dendrobium catenatum is the source of this 666-nucleotide messenger RNA. Its product is annotated as acyl-CoA-binding protein. The record is from RefSeq and is a predicted model, not a curated record. Lineage: Eukaryota; Viridiplantae; Streptophyta; Magnoliopsida; Asparagales; Orchidaceae. Bases 191 to 460 code for a protein of 89 amino acids. Gene Ontology annotation, biological process: fatty acid metabolic process. The transcript is spliced from 4 exons. Gene Ontology annotation, molecular function: fatty-acyl-CoA binding.
AUGGCCCAAAAAAACAUAGGCAUUUGGUGGCGUAUUGGUUGGGUAGCUUUGAAUGCAUGGAUGCUUUCAGUGGUCGAUACUUUCAAGAAAUGGUGGUAGGUUUCGUAAUUUUGGUCGAUUAGGUUGUGCUGCUAUAUAUAGGCUGCCUCAUAGAUCUGGAAAAGCGUAAGGGCAAAGGUAGACAAGGAAGAUGGGUCUCAAGGAGGAAUUUGAAGAAUAUGCUGAGAAAGCCAAGGGAUUACCUGAAACUACUACCAAUGAGAAUAAGUUGAUUCUGUAUGGGCUGUUCAAGCAAGCAACUGUUGGACCUGUGAAUACUAGCCGCCCAGGUAUUUUCAACCAGAGAGAUAGAGCCAAGUGGGAUGCCUGGAAGGCCGUUGAAGGUAAAUCUACUGAGGAAGCCAUGGGUGACUACAUCACAAAAGUGAAGGAGCUGCAGGAGGCAGCCGCCGCGUCUUGAACAGGUUUCAACUUACUACGUCGCCACGCUUUCCAACGAGUUCGUACCUUCUUUUGUUUCAGACUCCGAACUUUGUUCUAUAACUGUAAACUGAAGGCACAAAAUCUGUCUGAUUCUUCAGUAUUUAUCUGUUAUCUUUGCAUAUGUACUUUGUUUGACAGCAGUUGAAUUUCAAUCUUACCCCUUUUCAUAUGUGAAAAGCUAAA